Anopheles coustani is the source of this 1317-nucleotide messenger RNA. It is a transcript of the gene GMF, whose product is annotated as glia maturation factor beta. The record is from RefSeq and is a predicted model, not a curated record. Gene Ontology annotation, biological process: actin filament debranching; negative regulation of Arp2/3 complex-mediated actin nucleation. Gene Ontology annotation, molecular function: Arp2/3 complex binding; actin binding. Bases 195 to 611 code for a protein of 138 amino acids. Gene Ontology annotation, cellular component: actin cortical patch. The transcript is spliced from 3 exons. Lineage: Eukaryota; Metazoa; Arthropoda; Insecta; Diptera; Culicidae.
CAAAGAGUUUCCGAGCAGAAUUUUAGUUGAUAACUCCCCGUCGCGUUUUUCGAGUGAUUCAUCUGCAGCUUCCGAAUUCACAAUUGUUCUUUCAUUCGCGCAGUGGUUAGGCGUAGAUUCAGAACAAAAGUGUCCAUUUUCAAUAGCUGCUGCUUGAUCUUAUACGGUUUUAAUUUCAAACCGCUUACACCACCAUGACCGAGGCACAGAUCUGUGAUAUUAGUCCCGAGGCAAAGGAGGAAAUUAGCAAAUUUCGAUUCCGUCGCAACGCAACGAACACGGCGCUGAUAUUGAAAAUCGAUCGCGAGAAGCAACUGGUUACCGUGGACGAAUUGCUGGAUGAUGUGGCGAUCGAGGAGCUGCAGGAACAGCUUCCAAGUCAUCAGCCGCGCUACAUCAUCUAUAGCUACAAGAUGGUGCACGAUGACUCGCGGAUAUCGUACCCGAUGUGCUUCAUAUUCUACACGCCCCGGGACAGCCAGAUGGAACUGUGCAUGCUGUACGCGAAGACACGCAUGGCGCUUCAGCGUGAGGCCGAUCUGACGCGCUACUACGAAAUUCGCGAACUUGACGAUAUGACCGAGGAGUGGCUGCGCGAAAAACUACGAUAAGAACAUAAAAACAUAUUAACAAGCUUUUUGCCAACCCAGACCUAACACACAAACACACACGAUGAUAGAACCCAGUAGCGAAAUGAUAAGAGAUUUGCCAAAAAAAAAAACUCGAGAAAAAAAGUACUGCUAACUCGAUGCUAUAUCGCUCGGAAUAACAGGCAAACGAUGGAAAUGGAUCGCCUUCCAUUUUACUUUUCUAAAGUAUACAUCAUAGGCUUCAUAGUGACGUAUACUUCUAUCCAUUAUCCAACUAGAAAAAAAAUCUUGUGAAAGUAGAUUGAAUACCUCGUGCGUAGAAAGCUUAUUAGAAGACCUUCACAGAAACUAGAAAUUCAGGGAAAAUAAAUUAAGCGAUUCAGUCCCAAUCACUAUCUUUCCGGUCCUUUCAGAAACCAAAGUGGUACAGGGAACGGAUGGACCACUGAUAAGGCUUAUACAGACAAAUUGCAGGAAUAUUUCCAGAUAGAUAAUCGUCUCGACAACGAUAUUAUAUCGCGCGUGAUAGAAGCUAAUAGCUACUAAUCGUAUUAUCGGAUAUUUUUGUAGAACUAUAUACACACAUACGGUACCCUCUAUUCUAUGUGUAGGACCUACGAAGCGAUAUAUUGUAAGCAUUUACGUGACUCUAGCUUUUAAGCAUGUUUUGUAUUUUUCCAUGGCGCAAGCGAAAGACAAGCAGUACAUCGUAUGACGUACAAUGGUA